AUGGAUCUGACACAGGUGCUGCCGGAGAAAUUGCUCGCCGACGUGCUCCGCCGCGUCGCGCCGCGCGGCCUUGCCGCGUGCCGCUGCGCCUGCAAGGCCCUGCUGGGCAUCAUCGACGCACGUCGCCUGCUGCGCACGGACCUCCUCCCGCACUCCGUCGCCGGCAUCUUCAUCAACUUCCACAGCGAAGGUUUGCCGGAGUUCUUCGCCCGUCCCUCAACAGGCCCCACGAUCUCCGGAAGGUUCGACUACCUGCCCCCACACAUUGGGGACUCCCAGUAUCGUGGUAAAAUCGAGGAUCAUUGCAAUGGCCUUCUCUUACUCGAAGAUUAUUUCGAGAAUUAUUAUGUGGUUAACCCGGCAACGAGACAGUGGAAUUCUUUGCCGCCGCACCCUUCCAUGUCCAAGUCUGGGGAGAUCGAUGCUGACUUCACAUACCAAGAGUACCUCAUCUUUGAUCCCACGGUAUCACCCCACUAUCAGGUACUCCCUCCAGCAUUGGAUGAAUUAGACACUGUUAUGGAGGAAUCUGAAUGGCCACCAUCUGUUUGUGCCCUGCACGUUUUCUCCUCGAGCUCGGGCCGUUGGGAGGAGAGGUCUUUUAUUCGAGAUGGGGAGGCUGCAGACACCAUCGCUGAUAUGCGGCGGCAUUUCGACAAGCACUAUGCUGUCUACUGCCGGGGUGCACUUUACAUGCACUGCAUAACUGAUUUCAUAAUGAGGUUCUCUUUGUCAAAUGAUAAGUGCCAAGUAAUUAAACCACCGAUACAUGGUGAACUGGGGGAGUGCCCAAAGCUCCAUCUUGGACAAUCUGAAAAAGGGGUCUACCUUGCAUCUAUUUGUGAAAUGUCUCGUCUUCUGGUUUGGGUCCUUGACGAAUCGUGUGGUCAGACGAAUUGGGUCUUGAAGCAUAACAGUUGCAUUCCACCCAUACUGGAUUAUGAUCGUCCUAUUCUUGGCCCAUGGGUCUUACAAGAUAUUAACUAUGAGUAUCUCAAAGAGAGAAAGGACCACACUGAUACGGAAGACAUGAAAUAUCUAAAAGAGAAGAAACUACAGUUGAACUCCAGUAAGGAAGUGCUAGUGGAAGAAAAAAUUGAAUGGGACUCUCAAAAUGACAACAUCCUUCAUAAGGAAGAUGUGGUUGAUGCUCAUGGCAAUGGAUACUUCGAUAUCCUUGGGUUCCAUCCAUAUAAAGAGAUUGUCUUUCUGGAUGUAUCAAUGUACAGAGGAUUGGCCUAUCAUUUGAAAGAUUCAAAGGUUCAGGACCUUGGCUACUUAUACCCAACAACUUCUCAUUUAGCAGUGCUGAACGAGUAUUUCAUAACCGAGUCAUUCCCAUACACACCCUGUUGA
Triticum dicoccoides is the source of this 1356-nucleotide messenger RNA. RefSeq lists its product as uncharacterized. The coding region runs from base 1 to 1356 and encodes 451 amino acids. NCBI's taxonomy places the organism in Eukaryota, Viridiplantae, Streptophyta, Magnoliopsida, Poales, Poaceae. The transcript has 3 exons. Gene Ontology annotation, molecular function: protein binding. The record is from RefSeq and is a predicted model, not a curated record.